AUGGCAAUGCGACUUUUAUGGCGCGAUCCAUUCUGGAACGGCAAGAGGAAGCCGUUUGGCAUAGGCAUUCUUAUGUCUGGGAUUAUGAUUAUCCUCCUUUUUCUCUCAACGAUGUCGUACCUAUACGGCAUCCUCUUCAAAAGCGGAUAUCGGGCCCAUAACUUGAAUAUUUUGGCUGUUGACUAUGACGGAGGUAUCAUUGGCGAAGCAUUAUCAGUGGCAUACGAACAGUUCCAGGGAGAUGAAUUUCCCAAGCUUCAAUUCCAUACUAAAGCCAAAUAUCCCUCCAUAAUUGAGGUUCAAAAAGCUGUAUGCCGUGGUGAUUAUUGGGGAGCUGUCGUUGCUCAACCGGGAGCAUCGAAUCGUUUGUCUCAGGCUCUGGGUGGUGGCUCUGCGGCGAGUACUUAUAACUCGAGUGACUCCUUGACCUAUAUCAACAAUGGCGCUCGAUAUCCGGCUGUACAGCUAGGCGAUAUCUCUGGAAAUCUGGAAACUCUUAUUGGUGCUGUAUCUUCAGUUUACCAUGCUCUCAACGGAUCACAAGCUCUUUCUUCACUCAACGCAAGCAAUGAAAACGCAGUUCUUGCCUUCUUGAACCCUAUAAAAGCAUCCAACAUCAACAUCAAACCAACUGAACAAGGCACCCGUGUUUUGUAUAAUACUGUGAGCGUAGUCUUACCUAUUAUUCAACAGUUCUUCUUCCUCAUGGCAUUUAAUGGAAUCAACAACAAGUUUGAUAUUUAUGGUCGUCUCAACUCUAAACGAAUUGGCUUGAUGAGGUUGGUUAUCUCGAUAGUGUACACGUUAAUCGCAUCUCUUACAACGACCGGUUAUGUUUGGGCUUUCCGAGAGUCCUGGGAUGUCAGUGGGAGUCAAUUCGCACUUGUAUGGAUGUCAUAUUGGAUAUAUAUGCAUAUCAAUUUCCUUGUUCUGGAUGCGGCUACUGGUUUUAUUCCUGUAUCCUUUCUUCCAUUUUUUGUCCUCCCGUGGGCGAUAAUAAAUGUAGCAGCAAGCAUUUAUCCAUUCGAGCUGAGUCCAGGGUUCUACCGCUGGGCUUAUGCUCUACCUGCUCACGAAUUCUACUCAUUGAUUAUUCGAGUCGAGAGUGGAUGUGGAGAUGUCUUGUACAGAGCGCUUCCCAUUCUUUUUUCCUGGGAGGUAGUAGGAUUAGCCUUAGCAAUCUCGGGAACAUCUUACAGAAACCGACAUGCGGAAGCAGAGCUGAUUGCAGUAGGACAGAUAAAACAAGAUGCAAGUAAGACUGACAACAAUACAAUGCGUGACGAAGAGCAGGAGUUGAUUGUAAUAAAGCGAUCAUCGCGGGUUCAAUAG
Botrytis deweyae is the source of this 1332-nucleotide messenger RNA. RefSeq lists its product as uncharacterized. The record is from RefSeq and is a predicted model, not a curated record. Lineage: Eukaryota; Fungi; Ascomycota; Leotiomycetes; Helotiales; Sclerotiniaceae. Gene Ontology annotation, cellular component: membrane. The coding region runs from base 1 to 1332 and encodes 443 amino acids. The transcript has a single exon.